AUGAUUCUAGCGCUGUUGGCCCUUCCGGCGCUCGUCGUCGCCGCCGACUACGAUCCGAGCAGAUUCUCGGUUUCCCACGUCUUCUGAAUCGCCCACAACGUCGUCUUUCAGUUCUUCUGCUCCGCCUACGAGAAAAACGGCCAUCGUUACAUGACCGAGUACGACACGGUCAACGGCAGGGGAGAGUUUAUCGAAAUCGCCGCCAUGUGAGUUCCUUUCCUGGUUUCUCUGCGCCCUCUUUUCUCUCGUCGGCGAGAGAAAAGAGGUCGCAGACUGGUCAGACUGCAAGCCAAGGCGAGAAUGAUUGAUUUUUGAUGGAUCAUCAUCAAAAUCAUGAUCAAAUCUUGACCUUGCUCGGCGCUUAGGGCCCUUUAAAAGAUGCGUCAGACUAGAUGCGACUUGCGCGCGACGUUAUGAGAAGAGGGCCCUUCAAAAAUUUUGAAAAGCCUUGAAGGUGCAGGAAAUCGAAAAAAAAAAAACCGGACUUUCCUAUUUUCUGAUAGAAGAUGAGGCCCUGGUGGCAAAGAAAAACUUUUUUUUUAAUUUUUGAGACAUUAUUAGCUUUUAAGCUUCCUCAAGUCAUUUCAGCAAGCGUAAUCCGGUUUGGCUGGCUUCAUUUUUAAAUUUUGAUCCAUCAUAACUUUUUUCUCAGCUGUCCUCGAAACCUUUUGAGCAUAAAAAUGAAAAAAGAGUGAAAAACUACAUCAAAUUUACCUAUUUUUCACCUUUAAAAAAUCCUUUCUCACUCAAAAAUCUUCUAGAAUCAAGGACAAGAAGACGAUUUUCGGCUCGGUCCAGCAAGGAACCGCAAAUUUCUACUUUAAAGGCGAUACCGAGACCCGCAGCGGGAACGCCUAUUUCCUUCUUCACGGCGAUCACUACAAGUGAGUUUUCAAAGUCUAUAUUUAUCCUGUACGGCCGAAAACUUCAAUAAUGAGAUCUUUCAAAGCCCUUUCUUUAUGAAAACCUUUUUAAAAUCUUCUUAAACCACAAUGCUACCAAACAGGCGGCAUUGGGCGUGGCUACAUGCAAUGGGGGCGCGGUUUAUUGCAAUAGGGGCGCGACAGUAAGAGCCGGUUUUUGUGCAUUUACUGGAUGGAAAUAUAUGCCGUGUUCAAUUUGAUUCCGCAAAAUGUAAAAUGAUCUCUGACUGUCCAAAAUUAAGUGAUAUUUUCCUUCCUCUAACGGGUAUUUUGCAUUUCGCGGAAUCAAAUUGAACACGGCAUUAGCGUUGAAUAUUGUUUUUCAAAGCCUUUUCGAAUUUUUAGAAUAUCCCAACAAACUUUAAAAAAAAAAAUAAAUUUUCAGCAUCGUUAGAAAGAUUGCCAAUGCGAAAUCCCAAAUGUGCGCCACCGUGCUGAAAUACGGUGAUAAUAUCAUUGGACUGAUUAAAAGGUUUUUCGCUUUUAUAUAAAUAUCUUUUUUCAAAAACAUAAAAUUCAGAGGAGCUAAGAAGCAAAAGUUUGUCGGAACUCUGGACAGUUCCACGGACACCUUCUACUACCUCGAUCAUGUGGAGCAAAAAAAAGUAUGCUUUUUAGAGAUUAUUCUUGCUCAUUCGAAGUAAUUUCCAGGAAGAUUUGAAAGUUUUCGAUGACAUUGCUGCGGGAAAACUGCACGAGGAUUCGUUCGAGGUUCUCUGCUACGAGGAGCACAAUUAUGCCUAA
Caenorhabditis auriculariae is the source of this 1667-nucleotide messenger RNA. NCBI's taxonomy places the organism in Eukaryota, Metazoa, Nematoda, Chromadorea, Rhabditida, Rhabditidae. The record is from the annotation of a GenBank genome assembly.